Messenger RNA from Lodderomyces beijingensis, 696 nucleotides. The record is from the annotation of a GenBank genome assembly. Lineage: Eukaryota; Fungi; Ascomycota; Pichiomycetes; Serinales; Debaryomycetaceae.
AUGUCGUGGAUCUUUGGUAAGUCAACAGAAACACAGCCAUCAGCAGAUGACAAGCUCAAACAGACGCUAGGAUUCGAUCCAAGGGAAGUAGAAGACGUGCAAUCUAUAAUAUCAGCCACCCCAACCGCAUCAUCAUCGCAAUCACCGCAGUCAUCUCAACCGUCCAUCUCCCUCCUCCACCCGUUAGCGGGGUUGGAAAAAGGCAUAGAAUACUUGGACCUCGAAGAAGAAAAACUAAACACCGUCGAAGGCUCCAAGGGUCUCAUUCCCUCGCGUUCAUGGACAGAUGAUUUGUGUUACGGCACCGGUGCCGUCUACUUGAUGGGAUUGGGAAUCGGUGGUCUUUCGGGUUUUUCGCACGGUGUCGCAACCUUGCCCCAACAGGCACCAGGAAAAGUCAAGCUCAAUCACAUCUUGAACAACAUCACCAAGAGAGGCCCGUUUUUCGGUAACUCCGCUGGCGUGUUGGCGCUCAGUUAUAACUUGAUAGACUCGACUUUGGAUGGCGUGAGGGAGAAACACGACGAUGUCAACUCGGUGGUUGCUGGUGCUUUAGCGGGCGCCUUGUUUAGGAGCUCGAGAGGCCUCAAGCCUAUGGCUUAUUCUAGUGCUUUGAUGGCGGGUGCUGCUGGUGUUUGGUGUGGUUUGAAACGCGCUGUUCAAGUUGACGAAGAGAAACAAUUGAAAUUGGAGUAG